CUGUUAGGAGAAGGUGACUACGAGACCUCGUAUUUGAGCAAACUUUUACGCCUGCAUCUGCGGUACACCUGUGUUCUCGCAGCAACGGUGGACUCUCGCUCCAGAGAGUCAUUGGUUAUCUGAUCGAAAGUCCCCGUCCGGCGCGGCCUUGAUCUCGCUAAGAGCGGAUCAGAUAACUUUAUUGUGCUUAAGGAUGUCGAUCUGCUUGGUCUGCGGUGGUGGGAUGGGGGGUUGGCUUGCUGCAGAAUCACGUCAGGAACCUCGUAUUCAUGUCUGGAGGUGGGUCGAUUCGACGGCCGGGACGGACGGGCUCGCAGAGAUUUCAUCGACAGGCCAAGAUGCGUUGCUUACCUGCGUCGACAUUGAAACUUCGCAAAGGAGGAUGAUGCUUAAAGUUUGCAAGUUGAGACGAAGAUCAGUCGUCGCUGUAGCUUCUUUAUUGGGCAGAUGGGUCUCGUUUGGUUCCCUUUCCGGCAGCGGGACGCCGCCAGACGUCUGGAUCAGCGGAUUGAAUGCCACUUACGGUUCUACAUAGUUUGACGGCUACUUGCGUGUCACUGCUACAUUCUGCCAGUCUGCAAGCACCCCCAGGCCAAUAAUGGCGUCAGGGCAUCCGAUAUCGCCUCCCG
This is a messenger RNA of Aaosphaeria arxii CBS 175.79, 629 nucleotides long. RefSeq lists its product as uncharacterized. The transcript has a single exon. Bases 194 to 535 code for a protein of 113 amino acids. Lineage: Eukaryota; Fungi; Ascomycota; Dothideomycetes; Pleosporales. The record is from RefSeq and is a predicted model, not a curated record.